Molecule: messenger RNA, 2774 nt
Organism: Prunus mume (Japanese apricot)
Lineage: Eukaryota; Viridiplantae; Streptophyta; Magnoliopsida; Rosales; Rosaceae
Source: RefSeq, a predicted model, not a curated record
UAAUUGGUAAUUAAAGGCGCAGAACGUGUGCAAUUAUUUAAUGAGAAAGGGACACUCGCGCACACACAUACAUACACACACACAUACACACACUACCUUGGUUGUCGUCGAAAUCUAUGUUGAUCUUCCAUGACAAGGCGCGAAGCCGCGGGCUGGCAAAAAACCACCUUUUCUCAUAAUGUUUUUGCCUUUUUCUCUACAAAAAUCAUUUGCCGAACCCGGUUUUUUUAAAUCGAGCCGGUGAGCCGCCGCCGCCGAUUUGCUUAGCCGCUGAGCCGGUGAAUUUCAAGUAGCCGGUCCAAUGGAGCCGCCGCCGUUGCCCGAAAACGUCCCUCAGAAUUCCAAGAAGCGAUUGCUUCCGCGUAGCAGUUCUCCGUGUAUGGAUUCCGACGACGUCGUCGAGAUUCCGCCUCCGAUUCAUCGGACUCCGAAGUUGCAAAAAAACAAAGAGGUUAUUCUGCAAGAUGUGAUUGAAAUUGACAAAGAUGAAGAUUCUGUUGCUGCAAUGCUUAUUGACGAGAGAGUUGAUAGAAGUGUUAAAGGGAAGGGAAUACAAAACUCUUCUGAUGCUUACCAUGAUCAUCAAGCUAAGUAUUUUCAGGAACCUAUGGUCGAUAAUUUAUUUGGCCCUUCUGGUAUCGAAUUCCUUGGAUCAGGGAACGGGAUUGAAGCUACAAAGAGUUUUGCCCCAGCUAACUUAAUCAAUUUAGAUGGUCCCAUUUCUGAUGUAUCAUAUGAUGAUGAUGACUACACUGAUUAUUAUCUUGAUGAGUUUAUGGAUGUUGACGAGUAUGCCCUAUUGCAAGCGCAUUUUGAUAAUGCAGAUAUUCCCCCUGGAAUAGAGGCACCUGUCCCUUGGUUUUCGGAUCCUCCUAAUAGUAAAGUAAAUUCAGUUUCUGGAAGUAGUUCUGUCAAUGAGAGUGGCCAAAUUCAACCAGAUGCUGUUGGUCUUCAAGGGAACAACUCACCUCUGUCUCCUUGGUCACUGAAGACCCAAAUUGACAAUAUUCCUCACCCACCUCUAUCACCACCCUGGAAACUACCAAAAGCUGCCAGAAGUAAAAAGAAACAACCUGCUUUGCAACACCAAGGGAGUGCUCCUAAUCUCCCAGUUGGAGUAGAAUCAUCAAAAUCUCAAUGGCUUUUAGGACCUUUCCAGCGUAAAAAGAAGCCAUCUUCUUCAAGUAGUUCAACAAAUUAUAAUUCUGCAAAUCAAUUUGAUGCAAUGAAGCUCGCUUCUGGAUCGGAGGCAUCUUCUAUGGCAUAUUUUCGUGAAGUUUUAAAGAAAAAAGCUUCAAGUACUUCUUAUAAUCCUCCUCCAGUACCACCACCCAUUCCUUGGUGGCCGGAUCCUUUUUCCAAAUCCAAUACUAUGCCAUCUAAUUCAAGUUUUUAUGAUCCAUUGGGUUCGAUAUAUCCUCCUGGAGAAGUAGCAGGUGUUCCUUGGGUUUUUAAUCCCAAAACUCAAAAUAAUGUUGUUCCAGUAGGUGUUUCAACAACCCCCACGAGGAAACUUUCUAGCAUGGACAUAGAUGAAUUUAUAGGGAAGUUUAAGAGUUUCAAACAAUUUGAUACAAUUGAAGAUCAUUCAGACCAUCACUAUACUAGCCGUGGUUCUUCAACAAAGCAGCCACCAAAGAAUUGGGCAAAGAGAAUUCAGGAAGAGUGGAAGAUCCUGGAAAAGGAUUUGCCUGAUACAAUAUUUGUUAGAGUUUAUGAGACAAGAAUGGAUCUUUUGAGAGCUGUUAUUGUUGGGGCAGAGGGUACUCCCUACCAUGAUGGUCUUUUCUUCUUUGAUGUUUUCUUCCCCAGUGGCUAUCCCAAUGCACCACCGAACGUCUACUACCACUCUGGUGGCCUUCGAUUAAAUCCAAAUCUGUACAACUGUGGAAAAGUAUGCCUCAGCCUUCUUAACACCUGGAGUGGGAACAAAAAUGAGAAGUGGCUCCCAGGUGUGUCCACCAUGCUACAAGUUUUGGUCUCUAUACAAGGACUGAUCUUGAAUACCAAGCCCUACUUUAAUGAGCCUGGACUAUCUUUAAGGACAAUGGUGUACAUCAUGAGGAGGCCUCCAAAGAAUUUUGAGGAUUUUGUUCUGGGGCAUUUCUAUAGUCGUGCUCGUGACAUUCUGGUGGCUUGCAAAGCAUACAUGGAUGGUGCUCAAGUGGGGUGUCUGGUCAAAGGUGGAGUUCAAGACGUUGAUGAGGGUGACAAGAGUUGCUCACAGAAGUUCAAGGAUUCUUUAGCCGGGUAUGUACCUAUGCUUGUCACAGAGUUUACAAGAAUCGGGGCCAAGGACUGUGAGAAAUUCUUACCACCAGCAAUAGUUGGGAACAAUCAGAUUGCUAGUAUGCCUCAGGCUGCAACGUCAAUGGUUUUAUGUUGAUAAAUUGAUGCGAGACUUGACUCUCUGCCAUAUAUCUAAGCGGAGGUGAGACAUAGGUUUCCUUUGACUUACAAAUAUAUAUAUAACUUUUUCUUCUGGUCGAAAAGUUUAGACUUCAUUCCAGAGCGUCUUUUCAUUAUUAUAACCAUCUGUCUGCGUAAAUAUGUUUUUGGAUAUUGUAUAUAGGAUGCCAGUAUGGAUGGGGAUUGCUUAGACUAAGCUUCAGUUUUAUACUAUUGGAAUUUUAGUACUGAAAUUUCUAUUCUGCAGCUCGGUGCGGAAUAUAUUUUUUUUUCUUCUGAAAUUGUAAAGUUGAUAAACCGUCCUGAAUUUGAGUAGACCAUUCAGUAACUAAUUAUAGAAGCAGAAAACCCAGAUUUUCAAGCAU